AGCCUACAAUAUAUUAUAGUUUUAAUUCUCUAUUUGAAAUGGAAAAACUAUCUAAAUAGAGGCCUAAGACUCACGGAUAAAGAUCUUAACAUGAAUUUGAAGAAGAAAUAGACAACAAUUAGGAUAUCGAGUGCCUCUAUAAAUGGUUAAAGUAAGGAGAUUUUAAACAAGAAAUCACAACUGAGCUUAUCUGAAAAUCGAUAUAAGAAUUUGAAUACGCG
This is a messenger RNA of Paramecium octaurelia, 221 nucleotides long. Lineage: Eukaryota; Ciliophora; Oligohymenophorea; Peniculida; Parameciidae. The record is from the annotation of a GenBank genome assembly.